Arabidopsis arenosa is the source of this 634-nucleotide messenger RNA. The record is from the annotation of a GenBank genome assembly. NCBI's taxonomy places the organism in Eukaryota, Viridiplantae, Streptophyta, Magnoliopsida, Brassicales, Brassicaceae.
CUUCUCUAACAAUCAAAAACGAACCAACCAAACAAAAAAUUGAACACAUCCUCUGCUCUCUGCAAACAAACAAACAAAAAACACCGAUUCGGUCGGAAUCAUUCGUCGGAAAUCUGUAAUGGGUAUCGUUGUCAAGUCUUUCAAGGAUCAAUUCUCAUCUGAUGAGCGAUUGAAGGAAUCGAACAACAUCAUUGCGAAAUAUCCAGAUAGAGUUCCUGUGAUCAUUGAGAAAUAUUCAAACGCAGAUCUGCCAGACAUGGAGAAGAACAAAUACUUGGUCCCACGAGACAUGACUGUUGGACAUUUCAUCCAUAUGCUAAGCAAAAGGAUGCAGUUAGAUCCAUCCAAAGCUCUCUUUGUUUUUGUACAUAACACACUUCCUCAAACCGCUAGUCGCAUGGACUCUCUCUACAAUACUUUCAAAGAAGAAGAUGGGUUCUUGUACAUGUGCUACAGCACCGAGAAAACUUUCGGCUAACCAAAGAUUUGUUGCUUCAUAUCGGAUCGAAGCGCACUCUGAAUAAUCCAUUUGUUUGAUUCUUAUGUUUGUGAAUAACGUCAGCUCUUGUUGUUGUUGUUAUUAUUGUUGUUAGCUGACAUUGUACAGAAAAGCUAAAAAAAACAUUUGACUUUG